GGGGGGAGGGGGUGGUGUCACACACACACACAGACACAAUCCACUAUCGGCAGGCGACAGGGAUCUCGUCAAGCUGCCUGGGCAUGUCUUGCCGAGGAAAGGAAAGAAAGGGAAAAAAAACCACUUAACGCGGUAGCGCCGCGAUGGCGCGUCGCCCUGUCUGGGUCCCCCACCACCAUCACGGCGUCGAGUGUGGGUGUGGGUGGGCGGACGGACUUGUGCUCCUUUUUUUCCCUUGGGGUUUUGGUCGAGAUGUGCCUGCUUCCCCCCCUUGCCCCGCCUCCUGCCGCAAUGCCCAGGCAACCAUUGCCCCGGCAGCCAUUUCAGGAGGCACGAAUACAAUACAAUACAGGGAAAAUAAAAUAAGACACCAAUAUGUGGAUGAGCCGAGUUCCGUUUUCCUCCUCGUGGGCGUAUAUGGAUGCGUUACGGGGCUGCAGACUUCCUGUAUUAGACUGGCUGGCUGGAAAUAGAGAGGAUGAGCGAGCUCAGUGGCGCCUGAACCCAGUCCUGCCUACCUACUACCUACCUACCUACCUACCUUGUGCUUCUAAUUAGCUCCAGCUCCAGUUUUGA
Messenger RNA from Lasiosphaeria miniovina, 576 nucleotides. RefSeq lists its product as uncharacterized. The record is from RefSeq and is a predicted model, not a curated record. The coding region runs from base 144 to 473 and encodes 109 amino acids. The transcript has a single exon. Lineage: Eukaryota; Fungi; Ascomycota; Sordariomycetes; Sordariales; Lasiosphaeriaceae.